Molecule: messenger RNA, 1766 nt
Organism: Vitis riparia (riverbank grape)
Lineage: Eukaryota; Viridiplantae; Streptophyta; Magnoliopsida; Vitales; Vitaceae
Product: polyadenylate-binding protein RBP47B'
Exons: 8
Coding region: 40-1383 (447 amino acids)
Cellular component (GO): cytosol
Molecular function (GO): mRNA binding
Source: RefSeq, a predicted model, not a curated record
UGAAAGACAGCAGGAGAGAGAGGGGAAGGGGAGAAAGAGAUGGAAGCACAAGCGCAUCAGCAACAGCAAUGGAUGCAUCCCAGCCAUGCAUCAGCAUCAGCGGUGUCAUCAAUGGCUUCAUCUCAGCCGUAUACACAACCUACCUCCGUCGAAGAAGUCAGAACCCUCUGGAUUGGCGACUUGCAGUACUGGGUCGACGAAAACUACCUCCACUCCUGCUUCGCUCACACCGGCGAGGUGAUUUCAAUAAAGAUAAUACGUAACAAGAUCACUGGCCAGCCAGAGGGUUAUGGGUUUGUGGAGUUUGUAUCUCAUGCUGCAGCAGAGAGGAUUCUGCAGGCAUACAAUGGGACACAAAUGCCUGGAACCGAACAAACCUUCAGGUUGAAUUGGGCUUCUUUUGGGAUUGGAGAAAGGCGUCCUGAUGCUGGGCCAGAGCAUUCUAUUUUUGUAGGGGAUUUGGCACCUGAUGUUACAGAUUAUUUGCUGCAAGAGACAUUUCGAGCCCAAUAUCCAUCAGUUAGAGGCGCCAAGGUUGUGACUGAUCCAAAUACUGGACGCACAAAGGGAUAUGGGUUUGUUAAGUUCUCUGAUGAGAUGGAAAGAAACCGUGCUAUGACUGAAAUGAAUGGUGUCUAUUGCUCAACCAGACCCAUGCGGAUUAGUGCAGCAACACCCAAAAAGACCACUGGUUUUCAACAGCAGUAUGCUGCAGCAGCAAAAGCCUUAUAUCCAGCUCCUGCUUAUACUACGCCACCAUUGCAGGCUCUUCCGGCAGAUAAUGAUAUAAAUAACACAACAAUUUUUGUUGGUAACUUGGAUCCUAAUGUGACAGAAGAGGAAUUGAAGCAAAUCUUUUCACAGUUUGGGGAGCUUGUCUAUGUCAAGAUUCCUGCAGGCAGAGGAUGUGGUUUUGUACAGUUUGGAACUAGGACAUCUGCUGAAGAAGCAAUCCAAAGGAUGCAGGGAACUGUGAUUGGUCAACUAGUAGUCCGGAUUUCUUGGGGUCGGAGCCCAACAGCUAAACAGGACCUACCUGGUAGCUGGGGUCAGCAAGCAGAUCCAAGUCAAUGGAGCAGUGCCUAUUAUGGCUAUGGACAAGGCUAUGAUGCAUAUCCUUAUGGGGCUACUCAAGAUCCUUCUUUGUAUGCUUAUGGUGCAUAUGCUGGUUACUUACAAUACCCUCAACAGGCUGAGGGUGUUCAAGACAUGGCAGCUAUGGCAGGUGCAGUUCCAGCCGUUGAACAGAGGGACGAGUUAUAUGAUCCUUUAGCUACACCUGAUGUGGACAAGUUAAAUGCUGCUUACCUUGCUGUUCAUGGAAGUGCCAUUUUGGGCCGGUCUCUAUGGCUAAAAACUUCACCAUUCUCACAGAUGGCCUAGUCUCCUACUGCAGUACCUGGUUUACUUCACCAUUCUCACAGAUGGCUUAGGCUCCUACUGCAGCACCUGGUUCAUACUCUUGGUAUAAACUGCAGUCUGCAGUAGAAACAAACAGCAUAUGUUUCAGUCUAGCCCGGAAUCAGAAUCUAUAGAACUGCAGUCUGUAGAAGAAAUUAACAACACAUGCUUCAGUCUGUUUUCUUUUUUUGUCUUUUUUUUUUGUUCUUUCUUUUUGUUUCUUUUUUGUCUGAUGUUAAUUGUCUUUAGUUUUUCUGGGUAUGGCUCUCAAUACAGGAAGACGAUGUAGGUCAUUGAAUUAGAAUCAACAUUCUCGCUUGUAGGGCAGGUCCUAUCCCUUUAUGAAAUUUUCAAAUCAUUUCUCA